Molecule: messenger RNA, 2292 nt
Organism: Thelazia callipaeda (thelaziosis nematode)
Lineage: Eukaryota; Metazoa; Nematoda; Chromadorea; Rhabditida; Thelaziidae
Source: the annotation of a GenBank genome assembly
AUGUUGAGACAGGAAGGAACGGUGAAAGAUUUUAAAUUGCUCUAUGAAAAAAAAGGCGAUGAAGCCUGGGGGAAUGAUUAUGAAAAUGCAGGCGAAUACACUGAGUGGUAUUGCUUUAUUCGGAAGAACUACGCGUCGAUCCAUAAGAUGUACCACACGUCACCUGUUGUAUAUUCGUGUGGUUUCGGCAAAAGUUGUUCUAUCGCAGAUGUUUGCGGCUUGGCAUUCCAAGAUGGUAGUAUGGGCGUGGUGUUGGCAGUGAACGAUGAGCAAAAUGAAGAAUAUUUUUUGGCGUAUUAUAGUAUAAAAGUCAGCAAAAUUGUAAAGAACAUAUCUGUUCGCAAAAAAAUCAGUCGCAUUGCAGCAAUUUUAGAUGGAACAAAGAAAGAAGAAAUUCAUUUUUUACAUGAAAAUUUGAGAAAAUCACCGCAUCUAAUUGCAGUAGGAACUCAUGGAGGGGAUUGUUAUCUUACACAUUUUGGUAUUGAUAUGCCUGAUAUGAUUGAUUCAAAAAUUGAACGUCCUCCCUUUACGACUAAUUUAUGCAAAUCGUAUAUAUCUCAGGAGCAGUUUAAUUUUGUGACCAAUAAUGGAAAGGUUUUUUCUAUCAACAUAGGCAAGUUUAAACUUCUUUUUUAUGACUUAUAUGUCUCAGCUGUAUCAUACUUAGAACGGUGCAAAACACUUGUUAUUGGUUUUUCUUGUGGUGCUUUUAUUGCAGUCAGCCUUCUUAACGGCAAGGACGGUUCAUAUUACCACUCAUCUUCAUCUGUUUAUGGUUUCGCAUGCCAGGAACCAGUAGAUGAUCCACGUCCAGUAUUAUAUUUAUGGGUUGCUUAUUCUAAACGAAAACAAAACCCCCAUGCUAUGUUAUUUGUGAUUACUUUCCCAAAUGAUGAAGGGCAGCCUUCAAGUCAAUGGAGUUUCAGCGAAUUUAUGAUCAUGAAAUAUCUCGUGUGGUACCCUGAUAACUGCUCAAAAUGGCUUUCUUUUCGAACUAUUGUAUCAUUUGGAUCUAAGGAACAUCAGCCAAAAAAUAUUCUGGAGCGAUUUCAACGUUUCUCUUUAAGAUCGUCGAGCACCGAGGAAAUUCUACGCAUAAAUGCUAUGAACACUAUCCACAUGCUGAUGACUUGGAAAAAUACCAAUAAUUCAGUAGAGGCAUGUAUCAUUUUAUUGUUAUCUUUGACUCCUUUCAUGAUUUUACGUUCUGAAUUAGCAAUUUUCCAGGGUGCACUCUUUGAUUUAAACGCUUUUUAUUACAAACGCUUGCCUCGGCAAAUUAUGUUUGAUCAGUCGGUUCUGAAACUGAACCCGUUUCUUGCUGUAUUUAAGGUGAAGACAUUGAAGGAUCAAGAAGCAGAUUUUGAUUAUUUAGUGAACCAUACUGGAGUGUGGCAGUAUCAAAGUCCAUACAGUGAAACAGAUGAUUUUUUCAUCUUUGCUCCUUCUCAUUCUUUUGAAAUCAAUGUCUUUAAUAGAAACUAUGAAUCUACAAUACUUAUAUCAUCUAUACAAAAAGUUGUUUUAAAUUGGAUCGAUUCGAAUUUCGGUGAUAUAGUUCUUGAAGAAUCAGAAUUGGCGUGUUCAUUAUUGAAUGCUGUCGGUCUUGCGAAAACAUAUGCUGAUCAUUCAGGAACCAGUGAGAUAUCGGUGGUUCCUUUCGAAAAUGUAUCAGUGAUUAUUUCGGCAUUAAUUUUUAACGAUGAAUCCAAUAAGACACUUAAAAACUAUAUCAUUAGCUGUUCAAGUUAUGCUAUAGUACAUCGAAUUUCUGGGUUUAUAUGGAAAGAAAUAAUUCAUGCAAAGAAAAAAUUUGAUGAGCUUUCAAGACCGUGGUUUGAUCAUAUGUCACGUCCAUUGUCACUCGCCAACCUACAUUGGUUGCAAAGCAGUGCAGCAGUUUUUCAUCGAGCUGAAGAGUUAUUCGUUGAAAUCUCAAAAAAAGUACCAUCAGAUAAAAUUAUGGAAGCAGCAACUGCAAGUUAUAACAUGAUGGUGGCUAAGAAUCUGGUUUUUUACACAGGGAUCGUGUUUCUUUUUUAUCACAUUGGAUUACUUCCCCUCAAAAAUUUUACAAGUCUCUACACACUAAUGAAGACCAAAAUAAUUGAACGUAAAGGACGCUUACUUCCUGGAAGUAAGUUAUAUAUAACAACCUUAUUAGAAGAAAUGCAAACUGCUUGUCCUGAAGAAGAUUUUUGGUUUGGUUGUACUGCCGAUGAAUGGUAUCCUCCACAAUCUUUUGAAGUUAGUUUUAACUUGUUUAAUGAUAUGAUAUUUAAUACUUGA